AUGGCUCGCUGCAACGUCUGCUGCUUCUCGUUCACUUGCUACCACGGCUGCGGCCACUUCCUCCGGACCAGGCUUGACUAUCGGAGAACAUGUGUCGGCGAGGACUGCUCGCGCACGCACGAAGUCCUGAUGACAACGUCGGCUCUCAGAUGCACGGCGUGCCUCGACGCCCAGCUUGUCAAAAUGAGCAGCGGCCUGGGGCACUACCUGAGCAUCCAGGGGCAUGACACGGACUCGACGCUUCGGUUGCUCAAUGAGCACCGUGUCGAGUCAGAGGACGCCGAUACGUGGGCGCGCGAAUUGUUGGAGGCGAUUGUUCUGAGCAAAGGGGUUUAUAACCCGGAUUCUUACCGCAACGACAUAGCAUUCUUUCUCGGGAACAGACCGGCCGCCGUGCAGCACUUUCGGGUGUCCAAGGGGUUCGCGGACGCGUACGAGGUGGCCGAGAGGUACCAGCCAAGACGCUCGCCGUAG
Messenger RNA from Cordyceps fumosorosea ARSEF 2679, 474 nucleotides. RefSeq lists its product as hypothetical. Lineage: Eukaryota; Fungi; Ascomycota; Sordariomycetes; Hypocreales; Cordycipitaceae. The record is from RefSeq and is a predicted model, not a curated record. The coding region runs from base 1 to 474 and encodes 157 amino acids. The transcript has a single exon.